Messenger RNA from Impatiens glandulifera, 1253 nucleotides. RefSeq names its product gamma-soluble NSF attachment protein. NCBI's taxonomy places the organism in Eukaryota, Viridiplantae, Streptophyta, Magnoliopsida, Ericales, Balsaminaceae. Gene Ontology annotation, biological process: intracellular protein transport. Gene Ontology annotation, cellular component: SNARE complex; vacuolar membrane. The transcript is spliced from 9 exons. The coding region runs from base 112 to 999 and encodes 295 amino acids. The record is from RefSeq and is a predicted model, not a curated record. Gene Ontology annotation, molecular function: soluble NSF attachment protein activity; syntaxin binding.
AUGAAGACGUCAACAAGACGCUGGGAGGUGAUUAUACAAACUUCUCUUGAGUAAAGAAAGACGCAAUCGUGACGGUGGGGGAUUGCGUUGUGACAUAUAUAGCUCUAGGCCAUGGCCAGCUCCGAUCCCGAAAAGUUGAUCUCCAAAGCCGACAAAUUAACCAAACUGUCGAUGACGAGAUGGACAGCUGAUUGGAAGAGUGCCACAGUUCUGUAUGAGCAGGCUGCUAACGGAUUCAGAUUGGCGAGAAAAUACGAGAAAGCGAAAGAUGCACUUGAGAAAGCAUCACAAGGACAAGUGAUGCUCUCUAGUCCCUGGGAUGCUGCUAAGCACAUGGAGUCGGCAGCUGCUAUGGCAAAAGAACUAAGCAACUGGAAUGAAGUUGCUGAUUUUUAUAGAAAGGCGUCGGAGUUAUACAGUGAAUGUGGAAGGUCACAACCAGCAUCGGAUGCUCUUGCAAAAGGUGCACGGGCCUUAGAAGAUUCCGCACCUGAGCAAGCGAUUCAGUUAUACAAUGAUGCUUGUUCUAUUCUUGAGGAGGAUGGUAAAGAGCAGAUGGCAUUUGAUCUAUAUCGUGCUGCCACAAGUUUAUAUAUAAAGCUUGAAAAGUACACAGAUGCUGCAACAAUCUUGUUGAGGUUGGGCUUAGCAGCUGACAAGUCCAGCGCCACCCAUAGCCAAUGCAAGGCAUAUCUUAGCGCAAUAAUUGUGUACCUUUAUGCUAAUGACUUCAAUCAAGCAGAAAAGUGCUACAAUGACUGUUAUCAGAUUGAUGCUUUUCAAGGGAGUGAUCAAUGUAGAUGCGCUAGUAAACUUCUAGCUUCUUACCAAGACGGUGACGUUGAAGAGAUCAAACGUGUGGCUCAAUCAAGCACCAUAAAGAAUCUCGAUAACGUGGUGAUCAAGCUUGCGAGGAAAUUGCCUACUGGCGACGUGAGUGCAUUUAAGACCACGAGCAACGAACAAGAAGAGGUUUUUGAUGAAGAUGAUCUCACUUAGCUUAUAUUUUCCGAGUCGUGGUCAAUUGAGGAUGCUUUUACUGCGCAUUAUUACAUUCAUUGCAUACCUUUUCCUCUUGUUCUUUUAUUGGGGUAUAUUUUGAUGUGGGUGUGGUAUUGGAUGCGAAUUGUGAUUUAAGAACAUAUAUUUGUGUACUAUUGAAUUGUCCUAAACUUGACAAAACAAUUGGAUUGUUUCUGUAUGUAUUUUGUUUCUGGGUUAUAAUUUGGAAAAGUCUAUAUUUAUUAUUAUUA